CGCGAGGAGGUCUCUAGAUUUGGCUGUUUUUCUACGGCACGGAACGCCUUCUCCUUCGCCGGCAGCACAAAACCGACAUCACCAGCAGCAGUUACCGCCGUGCGCGUGAGCCGCACGUAAUCCCUCCUUAAGAAUGGAAUCUCCUUCGCUUUGCAAUUAUAUUUCUCGCAUAUGCGUCCGGGGGGUUCUCACAUCGCUGCCUUGCGGUGUAUUCCGCAUUUUGCUCUACUCUCACCAAACCAACCGUGUCUCAUGUCAGUAGUAGCAAACGUUAACGCUAUGGCAACUACGCAGCCCCACCACCACCCCCGAAAUACAUACAAAACGGAACGUGCCCGGUUAGCAACACCGGGGUUCUGUUCCUCGUCUUUUUCCAACUUCCAACACAAGUAGCCAACGGAAGCAGCAGGGCGGGCACACACGAUUGCUUCGCAUCCGCACUCACUAACGUUGUACCGUUUGACUGCGAUAGAUCGUACGCUCGCUGCCACCUCUUGGCCGUACAAUGCCGCUGCUUUUGGCAAAAAAACAUUACCGCUGGUCGAUACCAUAAAUCUCACCAUGAUACUUGAUACAACGGGGCUGCUACAGACUGAGGACGCCUGUUUCGAGACACAAUAAACAUCCGGUUCAGGGUCGAUGCUCGUCCUCACGCCACGUCGCGGACUACCACACUGUUCCAGACCGAACCAUCAGGGUCCACUUGCUCCACAUAUAUGACGCCUCGCUUACCCCUACAGCGCUACACACUUCGCAUCCCUCUGAUACAAGACCAGUGCACUCUGGUGGUGGUCGGGUCAAAUCGUGGCGUGGCAGGGUGGAGCACAAGCACAAGUACGCCACAAACCUGACGGAAAACAAACAAAAACACCACCACCCUGAAACACACUUCCCUUCUGUGGUAACACUCCUUUUGCUUGUCUGUCCCCCCUGAGGUCUGAAUACCCACAUCCUCCCCGUCUGCCUCAAGGAAAUAUCCCAGGACCAAACCAUCCCGCCCAAUGCCUUGACAGCGCACGGUGCCGCCAAAAUACAGGCAAACACGAUCGGUGUCGUCACUCCCGAAUGCUGGCCAUCCUCAAACCCCCUACACGCCUCGGGUGUCCGAUGGAACACGAUUGGUCGUAGAGCUGUUGCUACACGGAACGCCGCAAGACGUUCGCAGCAGCGUUUCCGGCGGGGCGACUGGGCACCAAGUGCACCAGACGCUCUUCCAUCAGAAACAACAACUCACCGAUCGAUGGAUGGCUCCGACUGUUAUCUAUGUUCAAAAUGUGUAGUAUGAUGUGUUACUGGUUCCCUCUAGACGGAGCGCAACGGGGUAGCUCCCACGCGUCGCACUGCAUCUCGCUUAGCGCGCACUGCAUCCCGCCGCCAGCCUCACUGUUUACCUCGCAAAAGGAUUCUUCCUCACUUCAUAUUGGUUCGAAAAGAACACAGCAGGUGCGUGAGGCUUGGCGGGAAACAUGGCACCAAUCGCUCCACGCGCUCCACAACACUCAAAAACAUCCUUCCGUAUUGUAGCUGCCGUUAACACGCGACUCCGUCCACAAUUGCAACAACGCCGCGCAAAAAACAACUUCAUUCGCUACCUCCACAAAAAAGAAACACGUCGUUGCAUCAUCCCGCGCCCUUUUCCCUCAUCUUGUGUUUGCGCGUUUGCGCUACACUUUCACAGCAGUAUUCGAAAAACACGAAUAACGGCCGGCGGCCACAUGAAAACAUUAUUGCAGGUGGUCCUCUCAAAAUCCCAUGCCCUCCUGACCAUCGUUGGGUAUGUUGCUCCAGACAAUUGCCCCCCCUUCCC
Messenger RNA from Ectocarpus siliculosus, 1807 nucleotides. The record is from the annotation of a GenBank genome assembly. Lineage: Eukaryota; Phaeophyceae; Ectocarpales; Ectocarpaceae.